GCUGAGUCGAACACCCACGCAAUAAACAUGGAGAGCGACUUGAAACAACGUGUUAUGGACUAUAUCCAGACGAAUUCUGUGAAAUUGGUUGCGAAGGCGCCCGCGGCACCCAAGCAAGCAAACCAACCGAAGCAGACGAAUAAGGAGAAGGUGGCCAAGAAGGAAGUAGAGAAAACGGAGAGUAUGAAGGAGCCUGUGGCUAACGACGUUGCUGCUUCUGCCGAAUCGACACCAAAGGAGAAGAAGGAGCAGGAUGUGAAUCCCUGGAGUGUGGAAGCGGGCGAUGAUGGAGUGGACUAUGCCAAGCUGAUCCGCACGUUCGGUUCCUCUCCGAUUUCUCAAGAACUGAUUGAUCGUUUCGAAAAGGUGACUGGGAAGCCUGUUCACCGUUGGCUGCGUCGUGGACUGUUCUUCUCGCACAGAGACCUGAAUUUGAUUCUCGACGCGUACGAGAAGGGAGAGAAAUUCUAUCUCUACACGGGAAGAGGCCCCUCUUCGGGAAGUCUGCAUCUCGGGCAUCUGAUCCCCUUCUUCUUCACCAAGUGGCUGCAGGACGUGUUCCACUGCCCCCUGGUGAUCCAGCUGACCGACGACGAGAAGUUCCUGUGGAAGAAGCUCACGCUCGACGAGUGUCGGCAGAUGUGCAUCGACAACGCGAAGGACAUCAUUGCCUGCGGAUUCGACCCCAAGCUCACCUUCAUCUUCAACGACAUGCGCUACAUCGGCGAGAUGUACCCCAACAUCGUCCGCAUUCAGAAGUGCGUCACCGUCAACACCGCACGUGCCAUCUUCGGCUUCUCCGACGACUCCAACAUCGGCCAGCAAGCCUUCCCCGCGAUUCAAGCGGCGCCGUCGUUUUCGUCGUCUUUCCCGCGGGUUCUGUGCUCGUCGAAGCUCCGCUGUCUGAUCCCGUGCGCGAUCGACCAGGACCCGUACUUCCGCAUGACGCGCGACGUGGCGGUGCGUCUGAAGGAGUUCAAACCGGCGCUGAUCCACAGCAAAUUCAUCCCGUCGCUGACGGGGCUGGGGACGAAGAUGAGCGCGUCGACCCAGAACACGUGCAUCUACGUGACGGACACGGCGAAUCAGAUUAAGAACAAGAUUAACAAGUACGCGGUGAGCGGAGGAAGGGAGACGGAGGAGGAGCAGCGGAGAUUGGGAGCCGAUCUGGCGAAGGAUAUUCCGUAUCAGUAUCUGGAGUAUUUCCUGGAGGACGAGGAGGAGCUGAUGCGCAUCAAGGCGGAGUAUGCGAGCGGAAAGAUGCUCACCGGGGAAGUCAAGAAGAUUCUGAUAAAGGAAUUGCAGACGCUGAUCGGAGAGUUCCAGGAGCGGAGAAAGAACGUGACGCAGGAGGUCGUGGACCAGUUCUUUGCGAUUCGGCCGUUGGAAUUUUGA
This is a messenger RNA of Blastocystis hominis, 1395 nucleotides long. RefSeq lists its product as hypothetical. The record is from RefSeq and is a predicted model, not a curated record. Lineage: Eukaryota; Bigyra; Opalinata; Blastocystidae. Gene Ontology annotation, biological process: tryptophanyl-tRNA aminoacylation. The transcript is spliced from 7 exons. Gene Ontology annotation, cellular component: cytoplasm. The coding region runs from base 28 to 1395 and encodes 455 amino acids. Gene Ontology annotation, molecular function: tryptophan-tRNA ligase activity; ATP binding.